This is a messenger RNA of Arabis nemorensis, 165 nucleotides long. The record is from the annotation of a GenBank genome assembly. Lineage: Eukaryota; Viridiplantae; Streptophyta; Magnoliopsida; Brassicales; Brassicaceae.
AUGAGUUUGGGGGCCGAUGGUGUCGCCGUCCACUCGGUUCCCUCCAAAUCCAGUAAACCGUUGAUUGCAAUGCCAUCUUUGCCAGAGUUGCGUCUAGCUUUGAGAGCCGGUUUCUCUGAAGGCUAUUCACCGUCAAAGUCCAAUCCGGAUUUAUCCUUGAUCUGA